Molecule: messenger RNA, 699 nt
Organism: Eutrema salsugineum
Lineage: Eukaryota; Viridiplantae; Streptophyta; Magnoliopsida; Brassicales; Brassicaceae
Exons: 3
Coding region: 54-563 (169 amino acids)
Source: RefSeq, a predicted model, not a curated record
GUUCCAUUAUCAUUAAACCAAAUCUCUCUCCCUUUGCGUCUCAAAACUCCAAUAUGGCUCACCAGGAGGAAGGAUGGCCGCUUGGGUUGAGACCAAUCAAUGCAAGAAUUGGAGGACUCACAAGAGAAACUCAUCAUCAUCAUCAACAAGUUUCUGCUGGUUCAAUCUCCUUCAGCUCUCUUCUCUCUCCUUCUCCCUCCUCUCUCUCUUCCUCCGAUCUUGAUUCCCAGUCGAUGGGAUCAUUUUUCCGUGACGGGAGCUACACACUAGGAAACCUAAUCGGGAUAUCAAGCUUUCUAGAACUUUCAAGAAGAUCAAACCGAACAACGAUUGAACAAUCGGCGUCUAGGAACCAUCAACAUCAGAAGAAUAAUCUCAAAUCUUACAAGCCAUGGAUUUUCUCUAUAUGUUCCAAACUAAGCACAGAUUCCACUAUCGUUCCCCAUUACAAGAUUACUACAAACGAGGACAAUCGUCGUACCGAUGUGCAGUCUCUCGGACAUUUCCUCAUGGUGGAGAGACGAGCCAUCGGAUCAACCACACGGUCCACACCGACUAUAUGAAAUGUCCGAGAAUUAAUAACCAAGCCCGCUCGUUGAAACUUGUGUUUGAAUGAAUCCAUAAUGAGGUUUGUGGUCUAAUUAAUGCAACAGAGUCUGAUUUUAUUCUUGUAUUUGCUUGUUUCAAAAUGUUUUGUGU